Molecule: messenger RNA, 1287 nt
Organism: Papaver somniferum (opium poppy)
Lineage: Eukaryota; Viridiplantae; Streptophyta; Magnoliopsida; Ranunculales; Papaveraceae
Exons: 3
Coding region: 1-1287 (428 amino acids)
Source: RefSeq, a predicted model, not a curated record
AUGUCAGCAAACCAGGGUAACAAAGAGAUGGAAAUUAAUUGUUCAUCAGGGAAAGUUUCAAGGAUCAGUUUCUCAUCAUCUCUAUACUCAUCAAGGAUACGGGAAAAAUGGCCUGCUAAACUCUACUAUGAUCAUUACAUCUUGUCUUCUGCGCUGGGUGUUCAGCAAGGUGAUCCCCUCGGUCCCCUUCUUUUUGCGCUGACAUUUCACCCUUUAGUGAAGUCCAUUGCUUCUCGUUGUAAGCUUGAUUUACAUGCCUGGUAUCUUGAUGACAACACUUUUGUUGGUGACACUCUAGAGAUUGCCAAACCCCUGAGUAUCAUAGAAUCUGAAGUACCAAGUAGGGAUUUGCAUCUCAACAUCAAGAAGAUGGAGGUCUUUUGGCCUACACUUGAUCCACGGAGUCUUGAGGAGGGUGUUUUCCCCAAAGACAUCGGGAGGCCUAGCAAAGGUGUUAAGCUUUUGGGAGGACCGGUGAGCUUAGACAUGAAUUUUAUGAGUGAUAUGGUUCUGGGCAGGGUGAACAAGACUAUUCAGCUGAUGUCGGCCAUCAAAAAACUCAGGGACCCUCAGAGUGAGAUGUUAUUACUUCGUAACUAUGUCGGCAUCUCCAGAUUAUAUUUUUCUUUGCAUACCACCAAUCCUGCUGUUAUACAACAAGCCACUGACCUCUUUGAAGAUCACCUACUCAAGUAUUUGAGACUUCUGAUCACGGAAGAUGGAGCUGGUUUCGGUCCUUUGCAACAGAGAUUGGAUACCUUGCCUAUCAAAGACGGUGGCCUCGGCAUAUACACUAUGACGGACACUCGCACCUACUGUUAUCUUGCCUCUCAGAGCCAAACUACCUCGGUGUGGAAGGUGAUACUUGGUAGCUUAUUCCCAACGGUUAAUGGCGUUUCCUACCAGUCGGCUCUUCAGAAAUUUAUUCAGUGUAACCAAAUCAAACACGCUCAAGAUUAUCUUUUGGUUGUCCCUAUCAGUGGGCUAGACCAAUGCAUUGGUCCCCGUCAGUUCAGAGCUGUAGUUUGUUAUCGGCUUGGUAUCCCUUUGUUCGUCGAAGGAGUUCUAUGCUCUUGUUGUAAUAAAUCUAUGGACAUUUUCGGUGAUCAUGCGCUUCAUUGUGCUAAGGAUGUUAGGAUUAAGUUUCGUCAUGAUGUAGUUCGUGAUGCAGUGUUUGAUGUCUGCUACAGGGCAUGUGUUCCUGCGCGCAAAGAAGCGCCCCUGGGUCUUUUAUCAGAUGACAACAAGGAUUUACGCCCUGCGGAUAUCCUUAUGCUCAAUUGGUAA